AUGGUACCAACAAUCUUUGUUCACCAUGACCGUGAAAUUUGGGAAGAAUAUGCAGAAGAGUUCAAACUAGAACGAUUUUUAGAAGGAAUUGCUAAGGCAACUAAGAAACAACUAUCAUUCUUUCCUUUUGGAGAGGGUUCGAGAAUAUGCAUUGGGAACAGUUUUGCAAUGACGGAAGCAAAAAUGGCAAUAGCACUGAUUCUUAUCAAUUUCUCUUUUGAGUUCUCUCCUUCCUACACUCAUGCUCCAUCUUUCAUCUUCACACUUCGUCCUCAAUAUGGUGUUCACUUGGUUUUACACAAGAUUUAG
This is a messenger RNA of Camellia sinensis, 309 nucleotides long. NCBI's taxonomy places the organism in Eukaryota, Viridiplantae, Streptophyta, Magnoliopsida, Ericales, Theaceae. The record is from RefSeq and is a predicted model, not a curated record.